GCAUCACACUCUUGAGUUCUCGUUCUGCAUCGAAUUGAAUCCGACCCGCGUCUCAAAUCGAAGCAGGUCCACCGACACGAAUUAUAGUUCUUCAAUUCAGAUACGAGCUGACAGAGAACAAUGGGUGUUGAUUUGAAGUGCAGCGCUGAUUUCUGCUUGAUCCCGAUGGGAACAGAAACCGCAUCGGUGUCAAAGUACAUUGCCGAAGUGCAGGUGCUGAUCCGAAGCUCGGGACUCAAGUACGCGAUGCACUCCGCCGGGACGACGGUCGAAGGGCCGUGGGACGAGGUUAUGACGUUGAUUGGGAAAGCGCACGAGCUGAUUCAUAAGCUUGGGGUUCCCCGCGCGCAGUCUGAUAUAAGGGUUGGAACUAGAGUUGACAAGAAGCAAUCAUUCACCGACAAGGUUGCGGUUGUGGAAGAGAUUUUGAGAAAGAAAGCAGAAGACGAAGCGAAAUGAGAGAGCAAAAAAAGAGCAAAUGAAUCCAUUACCAAGAAGGCGCCACAUAAAAUGAAAGAAAUUAUCACAAAGCAAAAAGUAGCACCACCGCGAGCGAAAAGAACUCCAACGUUAAAUAUCUAUAGGUGAGUAGCCCGCUAAUUAAAACUGACGCUCG
This is a messenger RNA of Myxozyma melibiosi, 616 nucleotides long. Its product is annotated as YkoF-like protein. Gene Ontology annotation, cellular component: cytosol. The coding region runs from base 121 to 459 and encodes 112 amino acids. The transcript is spliced from 3 exons. NCBI's taxonomy places the organism in Eukaryota, Fungi, Ascomycota, Lipomycetes, Lipomycetales, Lipomycetaceae. The record is from RefSeq and is a predicted model, not a curated record.